Entamoeba invadens IP1 is the source of this 7179-nucleotide messenger RNA. RefSeq lists its product as hypothetical. The coding region runs from base 1 to 7179 and encodes 2392 amino acids. NCBI's taxonomy places the organism in Eukaryota, Evosea, Mastigamoebida, Endamoebidae. The record is from RefSeq and is a predicted model, not a curated record. Gene Ontology annotation, biological process: small GTPase-mediated signal transduction; positive regulation of GTPase activity. The transcript is spliced from 2 exons. Gene Ontology annotation, molecular function: guanyl-nucleotide exchange factor activity.
AUGAACCACAAUUUUGACGUACAGGAAAAGCUCGAGAGUAUAUUGGAGGUGUCACUGUACCGCACAGAAUUAGAAAAGACACCUCGGAGUCCACGCAUCAAAGUGACUAAAGUCAUCACUAAAGCACAGAAUUUAACAAACGAUUUGACUUUUGACGAACUUGAUUCUGAAGGAAGAGAUUCGAUUGACAUUUAUCAAGUGCAUCACUUCCUUGAAACGUCAUCUGUUGAUAAGAAGCCAAUUUAUUUACUUAUUAAAGAUGUGAGACAGAUAUUGAAUGAAAUGUCCCUCUCGAAACCCUACUGUGUCCAACGAAGUGAAUUCAAUUUGUUGCUCAAAUAUAUCAAAGACAAUCAACCCACACUCGAAGCGAUGUCUUUGGACAACUCUCUCUCGAAGAGAUACGCAGCUUUGUAUAUAGCCCCAACCAUUUUCUGCUUCAUGAAAGGGCAGAGUUAUAUGUUUGGAGAAUUAAGAAAAGAAGAAGUAAUUUGUGAAGACAAAUAUCAUAUGGCUGUGAAGGAGAUGAUCUUCGCAUUACCAGAAAAAACUCCUCAACAACACAUGUGGAAAACUAUAUUGCCAGACUCUUUUUUCAGUUCAGAGGAAUUUCAAAGGGUUCUUGUUCGCCCCUCUAAAACCUCUUUGUUACGGAAUUCACACCAGAAUGUCAUUCCUCCACAAAUCUUUUUCGAAAUGUUUGCGCCCAAUUUUCGGUUUAAAGACCACGCCAAUUUACUGGCAGGCGUUCAUUUUCUCACAGAAAGUCAAAGGACUUUGCCGGAAUCAUUUUGUUUGCGAAUUAAAAAUAUUAACAUUGGUGGGGACGUACCACCCGAAACGUUACGAUAUGUUGGAGCAAUAUACGACCAAAAUUCACAAGAGAAGUUGACUGAGAAUUUUGUGAUGGAAAAUGAAGGGGAGACUUUUAACGUCUUUUUCCUGACAAAUCAGGUGAAAGGGAGCCAAGUGAUUUUAGUCAUCGACGUCUUAAGACGAGCCGGUGAAGAUAUCCAAACAGCAAGAGAGUUGUAUUAUAAGGGAUUUGAAGAUAAGAAAGUGAGAAAGAAAUAUACCGAACGGAAGUGUUGGGCGUAUUGGCAACAUUUGAUGUUUGGGUACGCCAAUUUGAAAGAUGAUUUCGAGAAGGAGAAAGGGGAGGAACAAAUCAUUUUCUUUAAGAGUGAAUCGGAAAAUGAAAGCAUUUGGGAAAUUCUGGAAAAUGAAGAAAAUCGAAAAAAAGCCGAAAUGAAUGCUUCCCUUUUCUUUAAUAAAAACAACGAAAAUGUACAAUGGAGGUGUGGAAUGAAUAUAUGGAAAAAUCCACGGUCUGAGGGGGGACAAACUCUGUGUGACAGCAACAAAAGUAAAUGUCAAGACUUUGAGAAACAACCACUCAAAAAUGGGCAAAAAUCAGAUGUCGAACCACCGAAACUCAUACGUGUUUUAGACAACCUGCGCUAUAUAAAAAGCACCGAGGAGAUUAUCUUCGAUUUUAUCAAUCGCCUUUACAUCUACCCUCUCGACGUUUCUUUCGGUAAAGACAAAAAGAAGAAGACAGCGAUAUGCAUAACUUUUCAAGUCUAUUACAACAAAGUAACAGAAAAUUGUAUAUACACUCCUUCAGGGAGUCUCGACUCUAAUUACUCUUCAAAUCUCUUAGUUGGGAAGUCCUUUGGCACAUUUGAUGAGAUCAAAAUAGAGCUUCCCUUCCCUCUUAAAAACGGCCACUUUCUCGUCUUCACCAUUCAAGAAAUAGCCGAUGGCAGUGUGAAAAAGGAGUCUUUCUCUAUUCUUACAUUAUACACUGAUAACCACAUCAACUUCCAAUACGGAAAAUUGGUCCUCCCCAUCUACUCAAGUCUCGAGGAGGCAUUGGCACCCCCUCAAAUACCAACAAAGAAAUGGCUAACAGUAUUAAUAACACCAUUCACGACAAUAUACCCAACUACUCCAGAAGCACAUCUUUCUUUAGUUAAUUUCUUGGAAGGGAAUUUAGACCAAAAUUUUAAAAAUAUCCCACUGAUAGAUACUAUCCACUUUUUGCCUGUUAUUCUCCAAACGUUUUUAGAGUCGAAUACCGUGAAAAAUAUUGAAGUGUUGGCUUUGUUAAUGAAAACGGUGUGCGGACAUACAAAUUCAUCACAAAAGAGAAAUUGUAUUGUCGAGUCCUUUGUCCAUAAGUUUUGCGAUUUCAAAAGUAAAGAGACGGAGACGAACUUAAUUAAAGCACUGAUCAUUUUAUAUAAGUUUGAUGACACAACUCCACAAACGGAGAUCUUAAAACACUCGUGGCUCCCUUUUGAAAUAUUGAAGAAGUCGAUCUCGCAAAUUGGCGCAGACCAAAGUUUCUUCCAAAACCUAUUAAACUUCGCGACGAGUUUUUCGAAUUGCAUUCGGUCACAUAUCAUGAAAAAGGAAAUUUUGGGUGUUGAAGAAGGCAACGCACAUUUCUCGUAUUUCAUUCGUUCAAUUCUGGAAUUGGGGUAUAAUUCGGAAGCAGUCACUUUAAUGGAAGAAUAUUUGAAUAAACUGACUUGGCCGUAUGACGUCUUAGUUCGUGGGAAGAAAUACACCCAAGACCAACCCGAGAUGGUUGCUUUAACACUGUUGAAAACGCAGUUUCUUGCUGUUUUUGAGAGCAGUUUAAGUCUUUACGAGUCGUCGAAUCCUGGGAAUAUAGAUACAAGUGAUAUCACUAUGUUAGAUGAUUUGUUGUGGGUGAGACACUUACCUAUUGCAUUCUUGAUGAGACAACACUUGUUUCUGCUGAAUAAGAACGAAGAAAUUAAUCGAGCGUCCCUCUAUUUAAUGGUUGGAAUGGUCGAAAGACUCGACUUGGACUCGACACUGCAAGGAGAGAAGAAAGAAUGCGUUGCUGCUAUGUUCCUUCCUUUUGUCGUCCAAUUCAUUGAAAGCUUCGAGGACUUCGCGACGUGGAAAUUCAUUAAAAACACAGAGAAAGUGAAUAAAGAAAAGAGCUCCCAUUUACUGCGAACGAUGGGAGAAAGGUCGAUGACUCGAGUGCCUAUCAAAUUAAAGGAAAUGAAUGUUGAACUAAUGACGAGUGACACUUUAUUACUGAAUUCAAGAGAAAAGAAAAUUGUCGAAACGCCACUGCAGAACAUAUUUGAUAUUGAAAUGCUCGGAUUGAUCUUUGUGUGGGUACUUAAAAACUUGAAAAAGGAGGUCUUAGUCGAGUGGAUCAAAAAUGAAGUUCCUUCGCGGUUACAAAUACUUGUGAAUAUAUUAACACGUUAUAUCUUACUCUUUUCAUACUUUCCUAUAAACGAGACUAUCGAUGUCUAUGAGGAGGUUGAUCGGAAUAUUAAGUUGAUAGUGAAUGGACUGAAAGAGCACGGGUACUUUUUAAAUAUGAACUUGUCACUCUCCUCCGCGUUUUCAGAAGACUUGUUUAGCCCAAAAAGUAACAAAUUCUCCAUACCAAUCAGUCGAAGUUUAAGACUGAUUAGAAGGGAUGACGAACAACACGAGAAGUUACAUCAAGUACUUGGAAGGGAAAUAGUAAGAGAGUGCCUUGAAGUGUAUCACUUGAUAUUUAAUUCUUUGGUCAACCAAGAGGCUAUGGAGCAUCUUGAGAUAGUCAAAACAAAUAUAGCAACAAAACUCCUCGAAGAAAAAGUGGUGAAUGAUGACAUCUUCACAUUCAUCAAGAACUUGAGUAUUUCACUGAUAACAACUGGCAUUGUAGAAGUCAAUGAAAUGAACCGAAUUUGUUUUGAUUCGUGUAUUUCUGCGUUACAUGAGCUUCACAAAACGGAUAUUAAAAGCAUCACUACCAGUGUGGUGGAUAUUAAAAGAGAUUUGUUGACACCAAAUAUCCAAAAUUUGAAGAACAGAAAAUUAAUUAUACGAACAGAAACACUGGGAGAUAUAGAAGCACUUUGUAUCGUCCUUUUAGACUUAAUUGCUAUUAGACUUGAUACGUUAAAAUUCCUCAGUGAAUUCAAAUCAACACCUGUCAACAAGUAUUCCAGAAUGAUUGAGACUGUUGUUGGAAUACCAUUUAUUAUCAACGAGAAGGUGCUCAACAAUUUGGAAACAAACUUGAUCAAAUACGACGAUUUGAGUGUCUACAAAACAGUCUCGAAAAUCAUGAAGAAUUUGAAGACCAAAUUUAAGGAAGUAAAAUUGAUGGAGACAAAAAUGUGUGAAACUGCACAACGGAAUAAAGAAUUGGAGUCGCAGACAAGUAAACUCUGUGAAGAGACUAAGGAAGAGUGUUUGAAAGGGAUUCGGUGGGUAUUAAAUAUGUUUGUCACAUUACCACUUGAUAUUAAAAACGCAGGACUUAAUUAUUUGACGGCUCGAAAUCGGAGUGAAAAGUACACAAAAGAAGCCGAGGAACUAAAAUCGACUUAUAGAAAGCGUCUGCAAAUUCUUGAGGAUAAUCCUUUAUUUCCAGUUUCUUUUGUUGAAUACGAGGAAAUUGUGAACGACUCGUUAAAAGUGAGUAUUAAAUAUCAUGAAGUGUUGUACGCCAUAGCAAAGAAUAUGAAGAUGUGUAUAACUGAAGACAAACGUAUUAAUACUGAAAAUGGGCAACAGAUGUCCUUACUGCAAAAGCUCUAUGAAGAUCUUUUAUUUAACUUGGAUAAAACCAACUCAUUUGAAAAGUCCCAAAAGUUGAAGACAAUGAGUUUUCCAAAGGAAAUUCCGUUUGACAAGAACUUGAAAAGUUUGAGCUUCUCGUGCUUUAAUUUGUUCAUUGAAGUAGUGCCUUUGAUUGUCAAAGUACUUCAAAAGAUCGAUAAGAUAGUCGAGAAGACAAGUAAUAACCAAAUGAAGCUUGAGGGAGCCGAGAAGUGGUUUGAGUUGGAGAGGGGGUAUAUCACUUCUGUUAUUCAAUUGAAAGAACAGGACAACGCAAUCAAAGUUGUGACUAAAACGCCGAUGCAUGAGUCUUCUGUGGUGAUCUUUGUGAUGACUGAUAUCAUCAAAACGUUGAUAACUGAUGGGAAACUGUUUAAAGAGAAGGUGAGUAAAAGUGUAGAGCUUCGGGGAACGUUGAAACGGAUUCUUUUUGAAGAAGCAUCAGGGAGGAGUAGAAACCCAACAAAGAGAAGAAUUACACGACGGUCGUUGCGUGUUGAAGAUAAGACUCUUCGGAGGAUGACAGUCGCGUAUAAUUUGGAUAACGAUGAAAAGGCGUUUGGGUGUAUAGAAAAUGAGAAUGAAAUGGUUUGGAAGUUUCUUGAAGAUAUAGCGAGUGAGGGGAGUAAAGUAGAGAAGAUGGUUGAAGCCCUCAGUCAGAAAUACACAAGUUGUAAUGUGAAAGAAAAAGAGCGGGAGACGUACCGAGAGCGUGUAAAGGCGUUAUGGGAAACAUAUCGAACGACACACUUUGGGAAUUUCAGUGCAUUAAAAGAAUUUUUGAUUAAAGAAGUCGACGAAGAUGUUCCAUAUGAUGGAGACGUCGUGUUAAUUCCCGACGACAAAGUCGAAGAAAAAGAAGGAGGAACAAUGAAGAGUGACGUACAAGAGAAUGCAUUGCCCAUCGACGCAAAAAUAGAAGGCAAGAAAGAAGAAGUGGUGAGCAAAAGAGUGACUCGAGCAACAAAAGUGACUAAACGAGACAAGGUCGUCUCUCUUGUAGAAGAGAUGGUUACGGGCAAUCUUGACUAUAAUAAAAUGCAAAAGCCGAAGAAGUUUGCGACCCAGAAACUUAAAGUUGAAGUGGUAGAAGUGAGUAUUCCACAAAUCAACUCGUUGCUCCAAGAAGAUUUAAUAACAGAGAAAGGUACCUUUGUAGAAGACUCAUUUUUGGACUUGAACCUCUAUAAAAUAUCACAGUAUGAACUCUCAAUGAAAAACUUGAAGAAAGAGGUCCGACAGUUGAUGACCAAACAUACUGAAUUGAAUGAAAUACAACAAAAAGCAAGAGACCCUGAUUCAUACACAGAACGAUUGUAUACAUUUGCCUGUGGAUAUUCGGAAACGCCAAGACUGUAUUUGAAGUGGGUGGAAAAGAUGGCAGAGGAACAAGCGAUACGGCAAAAUUAUUUGGAAGCGGCACUUGCAGUCACAAAUUUGGUCAUUUUUGUCUCACAUUUUUUAGAAGGAGGAAAGAUCUUUGAAAAGAUUCGCAAGAUCUCCCCCGCAGACUUCUCGAGUUUCUCAAGUUUUGGGAAGUACGAAAAGGUGGAGAACAAGAAGUUUGAUGAGGUGAUGAAACAAGAAGAGAUUGAAGGAUUCAAUCAGAGUUACCUUCUGAAAUACGUCGACUCUGCAGUGAACUACUUUAUGAUGAAAAAGGCAUAUGGGUAUGCUGAAUACCUUCUUGAGGCCACGGUGGAGUACUUAGUGUCACAAAAUGAAAUCGUUCGUCUGCAAGAAGUUCAUAAUAAGAUGAGAAAUGUGUAUGACCAAAUGUCAAAGAAUAAAAGCUUUGACACACAUUUUUAUUUGGUUGGAUUCUUCGGGAGUGUCUUUGAGAAGAUGAACGAGAAGGAGUAUGUCUAUCACUCGUCGUUACCAAAAGAUAUUUUUACUAUAGAAAUUAAAGGGAUUGUACCUUUUGAAAAGAAGAAGGAAAUCAUUGAAUUGGGUGAGACGGACAAAACAAGUGGGUUGCCUUUGGAUCAGAUUUAUAUCAAAGUUGUUGAAGUCUAUCCGAUGAAAGAAGAUGGUGAAUUUUGUUCGCAAGUGUUUAAGAACGAGUUUUUAGUCAAAAGUGGGCAAGAGACGUAUAAGCGUCGUAUCGUGUACGAAACAGCCCAACCCCUUCCAUCACUUAUACGUCGUCAAAUCAUCAUAAAUAAACAGUUGGAUAUCUACAUGAACGCUAUUGAAACGUCUUUGGACGAAAUCGACGAGAUGUCCGCAGCACUCAACAAAGCGACUAUUCCACCUAUAACGGAAGAACUCACAGAAAAACUUAAAGUUGUUUUGCUUGGCGAAAAUGGUCCAAUAUACGCAGUCGAGAACUUUUUGGGGAAGAAAAUAGAGGAGUACCCACCCGAACAAAUCAGCGAAAUGUGGGAACUGAUAGCAACACUUUUGGAUAACAUCAAAAACGCACUCCCCGUCCAUUUGAGAAACUUCCCCACUCAUCCACUUACUUCACAAUUUUCAAACGCUUUUAGGAAGCUCAAAUUUAUUGUGAAUGAUGCGCAAAUUAAUGUUCAAAAUGUUGUUGGCGUGCUUGCGUUCAGUUAA